AAGCGGUAUGAGGCACCGUAACCCUUUGAGUUGUAAACAUUCCGCCUGUAACGUGAACGCAGCACGAUCUCAAGCGUCCGCACGGUGCGUCUGACGUCACGUUCAGCGGCGUCUCCAGAAGAAAAGGCAACAAGAUGGGAUUGCUGUCCAUUCUUCGUAAGUUAAAAAGCACUCCAGACCAGGAGGUUCGCAUACUGCUGCUCGGUCUAGACAACGGGGGGAAGACCACGCUUCUCAAACAGCUGGCUUCAGAGGACAUAAGCCACAUCACCCCCACACAGGGAUUCAACAUUAAGAGCGUACAGUCUCAGGGGUUUAAGCUGAACGUUUGGGACAUUGGAGGCCAGCGGAAGAUCCGGCCGUACUGGAGAAACUACUUUGAAAACACUGAUGUGCUGAUUUACGUCAUUGACAGCGCUGACAGAAAGAGGUUUGAGGAAACGGGGCAGGAGCUGGCUGAGCUGUUGGACGAGGAGAAGCUGAGCGGUGUUCCGGUGCUGAUCUUCGCAAACAAGCAGGACCUGCUGACUGCAGCUCCAGCCUCAGAGAUCGCAGAGGGACUCAACCUGCACACCAUCCGCGAUCGGAUGUGGCAGAUCCAGUCUUGUUCUGCCCUCACCGGAGAGGGGAUUCAGGAGGGCAUGAAUUGGGUUUGCAAAAGUGUCAACUCCAAGAAAAAAUAGCAUCGCUUUCAGUCUUUUACGACUCAGGAGGAGCAGCAGUUUUCAAACACACACCGACACACACUACACCUCCUGAGCCUUAGUAUGGUGGGAUUUAGCUGUGAAUGUACACACACUACCAAUCUAACGUGGACCUUUUUAACCCCCCCAUCCCAUGCAUUACUACAUCGCAGAGGCAUAACAAUCUCAGCCUAUACAUCGUCUGGCCUCCAUGAAGACAGGAGGAGUUUGCCUUCAAAUGGGUCUCUCACCAGAUAAAAACCAGCAGCGCCUCCACGAUUCUUCAUGUCACCAUUCCACUAUUCCCAUUUAACUGCUGCUUGUCACAGAAACUCCCAGCAUAUCCUUUAUUCAGUUCUUCAUCAUAUCUCCAUCUCAUUGUUAUGUAUUCUUGUUUUUUCAAUCAUUCCUGCUACUGCACUGUUUGAGUAUAUUUUUGUAACUGUUUUAUUUAUGGUGAAGUAGAGGGCUUUCAAACAACUGCUCGUGUGACGUGUGAGAGAAUUUACUGGACCCUCCCCUCUAAAAAUAAUACGGUGUUAAUAUGUAUAAAAACAAAAGCGUAAGGAACAUUACAUUUAGGAUCAGUUGUAUAUAGCGCAGCCCUUUUCUGUCAUGUAUCGUUAUGCUCAUGUUAUAGAGUAUUCUGCAUCCUGCUGUAAAAGUGUAGUCUAUAAUGUUUGAACUUCUAACAUGCACUGGUAGAUCUGUAACAGAGAUAAAUGUACUGUACGGUCCGAUGCAUUUCCAUGUGCUCCUUGGGUUAGUGAGGGAAUUCACUGUUUAAGCAUUUUCCUUUUUGAUAUUCUCAAAUGUAAUCGGUCCAGUUUGCAAGAAAAUGUAUGUGAAUAAAUAUAAAAUUAGAGAGGUUUUGCUGAGCAAAGAGGCGACACAUUCACAUGAAAGUGUAAUAAAUCAGAAUAUCAUCUGGUUAAUUUGUUUCUGUAUGUCAAUUCAAAAUAUAUAGAUUUAUUACAUGAAGAAUGGUUUAUUCCUGUCCCUUAUGAUAAUUAUGAUUUACAGCUGAUGAAAACCCAAAAUUCAGUUUUUCAUAGAAUAUAACAUACAAAUAAAUAAUUUUUUUAAUACAGAAAUGUAACUUUUUGCAUAAAUUACCUCAUCAAUACAGCUUGGUAUGGAGAUAAUCAACCUGUGGAUCUGCUGAAGUGUUAAGGAAGCCCAAGUUGCUUUAUUGGUGACCUUGAGCUUGUCUGCAAUGUGGGCUUUUUCUUUACCUGAUCUAAACUUCAAAUAUUCUCCAUAGGCAGGUGAGAAUUAGCCAUUCAAUCACAGUGAUACCAUAGUCACUGAACCAGGUUUUGGUACUUUUGCCAGUGUAUGCAAGAGAUAAGUCUUGCUCGAAAAUGAAAUCAGCAUCUUCAUAAAACUUGUCAGCAGAGGGAAUUAUAAAGUGCUCUAAAAUUCCCUGGUUGGUGGUUGCGCUGAAUGUGGGCUUGAUAAAACGUAAUGGACCAAUGCCAGCAGAUGACAUGGCUCCCCAGAUGAUUACCAACUGUGGAAAUUUCACACUGGACCUGGAGCAGCUUGCAUGUUGUGCCUCUCCACUCUUCUUCCAGACUCCAGGAUCUUGAUUUUAAAAUGCAAAAUUUACUUUCAUUCUCCUUGUUCUCACUCUCUGCACUUUUCUCUGCCACAUUUUUCCCUCCACUAAACCUUCCAUUGAGGGGGUUGGAUACAGUCCUCUGUGAACAGGCAGCUUCUUCUGCAAUGACCUUUUGUGACUUGUAGAGGUCUGAAUGCUUCUCAGUGAUUGUGAUUGUGUAGUGCAAAAUAUUAUAUUUCUGUAUUAAAAUAAUGUUUUCUUUAUGUAAUCAAACUUUCUGAUUAACUGAAUGGGUUUAGUUGAAAUAAACAUCUGUGUGUAAUGAAUCUAUGUUAUAUGUACAUUAAGUUUCCCUGUUUUAAUUGAAUUAUUGAAAUAAAUUCAUCUAGAGAUUUAAAUU
This is a messenger RNA of Girardinichthys multiradiatus, 2647 nucleotides long. RefSeq names its product ADP ribosylation factor like GTPase 3b (gene arl3b). NCBI's taxonomy places the organism in Eukaryota, Metazoa, Chordata, Actinopteri, Cyprinodontiformes, Goodeidae. The transcript has 6 exons. Gene Ontology annotation, molecular function: GTP binding; GTPase activity. The record is from RefSeq and is a predicted model, not a curated record. The coding region runs from base 135 to 683 and encodes 182 amino acids. Gene Ontology annotation, cellular component: cytoplasm; microtubule cytoskeleton. Gene Ontology annotation, biological process: cilium assembly.